This is a messenger RNA of Apodemus sylvaticus (European woodmouse), 2078 nucleotides long. It is a transcript of the gene Rnf122, whose product is annotated as ring finger protein 122. The transcript has 6 exons. The record is from RefSeq and is a predicted model, not a curated record. Bases 725 to 1120 code for a protein of 131 amino acids. Lineage: Eukaryota; Metazoa; Chordata; Mammalia; Rodentia; Muridae.
GGCAAAUGUGGGGAGGAUGUUGGCCCUCUUUCAGCUUUAGAUAUUUCUGUGGCAGGAUGAUAGGAGGCUCCUGCCAGUAGAAUAAGGUCCUGUUGGUCCUGAAGGUACACCUUUCUGGAAGAAGAGUUUCUGAGGCCCUUUGGCCGGUACAGGAUGAAGGAUGCCCCGGCCGGCCGGGCUUUGUACCUUUGUAGGAAGUUGCUUUGCGAUAGGCCUACGGAGAGCAAACCCACAAGUCGGAGUCAGUGAUGAGAAUGGUGUUCUUUCUAACCCUUUCCGGUGGAGGCCAGAAGAAGCAAAGCCAUCCUAUGGAGGGGCAGGAACAACUGAUAGCUAAUUGCUUCUUUAAUUUCCCCUAAUUGAAAAUUCCUUCAGAACAAGAACCGCUUUCACUUUCUGUUUUCCCCCCACAUGGUCUGGGUCAACGGGUAAAGCAGACCCACAACAAUACUUGUUGGUUCACUGGUGAUUUAUUAGCUGAGGGCAGUUUCUGGGCACUUUUCCCAAACAUCAGUCACCCUACUUUGAAAAGUAGGAGCUUUUGCCAAGGAGGCUUGGUUGUUUUGAGAAAGCAGGGUGUUAUUUGUUGACUAGCUGUGUAGACAGACCAAACAUUAGCUCCGGGCACUGCAAAGGUUUCAGGAGUCCAAGUUGGUAUCCUCCAGCCUAGGAUACAGGGUGUUUCUGUGGCCUGGGACUGGUGAGUACCAACAAGUCCUGCUCAAUGCCACCCAUCAGUUUCCAAGACCUUCCCCUCAACAUCUACAUGGUCAUCUUCGGCACCGGCAUCUUCGUCUUCAUGCUCAGCCUCAUCUUCUGCUGCUACUUCAUCAGCAAACUCCGGAACCAGGCACAGAGUGAGCGAUAUGGCUACAAGGAGGUAGUGCUUAAAGGUGAUGCUAAGAAGUUACAGCUCUACGGGCAAACCUGUGCAGUUUGUCUGGAAGACUUCAAGGGGAAGGAUGAACUAGGCGUGCUUCCGUGCCAGCACGCCUUUCACCGCAAGUGUCUGGUCAAGUGGCUGGAAGUACGGUGCGUCUGCCCCAUGUGCAACAAGCCCAUCGCUGGCCCCACGGAGACCUCGCAGAGCAUCGGCAUCCUGCUGGAUGAACUGGUAUAAGCACUCCUUGCGCAUGGGCGCUGGAGAACGCUGCUUACCGCGAGGGCACCUGGGAGUUCCUCUACACAACGAAUAAGACUCACACUCACCUAAAGGCAAAGAUGACAGAGCUCAGCUUCUACCAGCACCCGCUGGACCCAUACCAGACUUGUCCAGUCUCUGCCCCCAGGGCUUCUCUCCGUUAUCCAUUUCCAAUGGCCUCAUCCAGGUGGACUACUCUAUCCUGGUACUGGACUGACUAUCGAUCCACCUCCACCCACCGCAUCUUUGCCCCGGGAAGGAGUCAACUCUGAGACUGUGAACGUGGGCACUUCCCUUUGGAGAACAAGCGACUCUGACCUUGAAAGGGUGAGGUGGCUCUGCCUCACCUGCACCCUUCAGUCCUGCCAGAGCCUUCCAUGGGAUGGUUUCCGAAGGAAAGGAAAGAUGGAGAAACCAAGAUGAAAGGCUCUGUAUUGAAGUAACGGGAAGACAGGGACCUAAAGGGACAAGUCAAUGUUUACAUGGGGUGUCAGAAACAAAGGCCGGCUCGUCCUGGCUGACUGCAGGGGGAUGGGACCAACCCUCCCCUGUUAGGAUCUGAGGUGCUAUUCAUUCUCUUCCCUGGUCCUGCUCCAUCUCAGAGCCUUCUAGUCAUCAUUGGUUUUGAAGAGACCCCUCGCUAUAGGAAGGGUUCUAAUCCUCAAGCCCAUUUUCAGGGGCUUUUGUUAGAAGCAAAACGGGGCCAUCGGGAUGGGGAUGGUUGGGGGAGGGUACAGUAGUGCGGAUGUCUGCUUUCCCCCCGCUGUAAAUAGUAUUUUUAUACUUCAUCUUCACCAUCUCAGGCUUUAUACGUGCAGCCCCUCAGGAUGGGAGGGGGAAAAGUGUCCCCUCCCCCCCUGAGCAGGGCGGCUGAGAGUGGGAAAAAGGUUAUGUAUUUAAAGAAAAUUAAAUUUAAUAACAUGUUUCUCUAAUCACA